AUGAAACACAAAUAACCGAGGGCCAUGAACGCAUUUUUGCAUUCACUGCGCAUGACAGUUAGCGGCGUUUUCCGGUCGGCGAUCGACACACAGCAGAGAUGUCUGCCUCACUGGGUCAGCGCCUUCUCUACUGCUACUCCAAGACAGGCUCGUUUGGGUGCACUAGUGUACGUCCCUUCAGCGUUGGUGUGCAACGUAGUGGCUUCAAGUAUGUAAAUGCUGUGGAGCCGCAGACAGACCUCAAGUCCAUCACUGACCGUGCUGCAACGACUCUCCUAUGGACCGAACUCUUCAGAGGAUUGGGUAUGACCAUGAGUUACCUCUUCCGUGAACCGGCAACCAUCAACUAUCCCUUUGAGAAGGGUCCCCUCUCACCUCGCUUCCGUGGAGAGCACGCCCUCCGUCGCUACCCCAGCGGGGAGGAGCGCUGCAUUGCUUGCAAGCUCUGCGAGGCCAUCUGCCCCGCUCAGGCCAUCACCAUUGAGGCUGAGACUCGAGCUGACGGCAGCAGGAGGACCACGCGCUAUGACAUUGAUAUGACCAAGUGCAUCUACUGUGGCUUCUGCCAGGAAGCCUGCCCUGUGGAUGCCAUUGUUGAGGGUCCGAACUUUGAGUUUUCAACUGAAACCCAUGAGGAGCUUCUGUACAACAAGGAGAAGCUGCUUAACAAUGGAGACAAAUGGGAGGCUGAGAUUGCAGCCAACAUCCAAGCAGACUACCUCUACAGAUAGACUGCUCGGGAGUGCUGCCAGGCCAAACUGUGCAUAUGUGUCCACCUUGAAAAUAUCGUUUAUCCUCCAGUGCAUCAGAGUUCAGAGUUUCAUCAUAAUUUUUUCUCACAAACAAGGACUUAAGUCUAGCUAUAGUGUCUCCACACGCUUCCACCCACAUAGAUAAAUAAAUUAUUGUAUUUGUUUUACAGUCAGGACUUUGAGGCACCGUUCUGUUUGUAUUUUUCUUGAUGCAAUUAAAAUCUUGAAAUAAAGUCGUUUUUCCAAAAUUUCA
This is a messenger RNA of Syngnathus acus (greater pipefish), 1005 nucleotides long. It is a transcript of the gene ndufs8b, whose product is annotated as NADH:ubiquinone oxidoreductase core subunit S8b. Gene Ontology annotation, molecular function: NADH dehydrogenase activity; 4 iron, 4 sulfur cluster binding. Gene Ontology annotation, cellular component: membrane. Gene Ontology annotation, biological process: mitochondrial respiratory chain complex I assembly; mitochondrial electron transport, NADH to ubiquinone. The transcript has 7 exons. Lineage: Eukaryota; Metazoa; Chordata; Actinopteri; Syngnathiformes; Syngnathidae. The record is from RefSeq and is a predicted model, not a curated record. The coding region runs from base 99 to 731 and encodes 210 amino acids.